Molecule: messenger RNA, 4201 nt
Organism: Carassius auratus (goldfish)
Lineage: Eukaryota; Metazoa; Chordata; Actinopteri; Cypriniformes; Cyprinidae
Product: synaptic vesicle membrane protein VAT-1 homolog-like
Exons: 9
Coding region: 7-1323 (438 amino acids)
Molecular function (GO): oxidoreductase activity
Source: RefSeq, a predicted model, not a curated record
UAGUGGAUGGUGCGGCAGGAGCAGCAAAGAGCGCAGUCUCCUGGAGGGAUUCCGCAGACCGUUAGGCUGUUCACAUCACCUUCAGACAUGGCAAAGGAAGGGACUGAGAUUGCUGAAGAGACCGAGCAAAUGAUAGACCAGAAGGAGCCGGACAAUCCCGUUUCUGCGGUUGUAGAUUCAAAAGAAAUGCGUGCUGUGCUGCUCACGGGCUUUGGUGGUCUAAACAAACUCAAAGUCACCAAGAAACCAAUGCCAGAGCCUCAAGAAGGAGAAGUCAAAAUUCGCGUGAAAGCAUGUGGACUGAACUUUCUUGAUCUAAUGGUGCGUCAAGGAAAUAUUGAUAAUCCUCCAAAAACACCUUUUGUGCCUGGAUUUGAGUGUUCUGGGAUUGUAGAGAGUGUUGGAGAAAACACUGAAGGCUUUGAGAUCGGUGACAGAGUGAUGGCUUUUGUAAACUACAGUGCUUGGGCAGAGGUGGUGUGCACACCGUUGGAUUUUGUGUAUAAGAUCCCAGACGACAUGACGUUCCCAGAGGCGGCUGCCUUCUCUAUGAACUUUGUGGCUGCCUACAUGAUGCUGUUUGAAGUGGCCAAUCUCCGGGAGGGGAUGUCUGUGUUAGUUCACUCCGCAGGAGGUGCGGUGGGUCAAGCAGUCACUCAAUUGUGUUCCACUGUCCCGAAUGUCACUGUGUUUGGGACCGCCUCUCCCUUCAAACACGAAGCCAUACAGCACUCAGUCACUCAUCUGUUUGACAGAAACAUCGACUGCGUUCCAGAAGUUAAGAAGAUAUCUCCAGAUGGAGUAGACAUUGUACUGGACUGUUUGUGUGGGGAGAACACAGGAAAAGGUCUAAGUUUGCUCAAGCCCAUGGGAACGUACAUCCUGUAUGGUUCAUCAAACAUGGUGACAGGAGAAACAAAAAGUUUCUUCAGUUUUGCUAAAUCUUGGUGGCAGGUUGAGAAGGUGAACCCUAUCAAACUGUAUGAGGAGAAUAAAGUCAUAGCCGGAUUCUCGCUCCUGAACCUCCUCUUCAAGCAGGGAGGGUGUAGCCAAGUCAAGACAGCAGUGCAAAAACUUCUUUCACUUUACAACCAAAAGAGGAUCAAGCCUGUUGUUGAUUCACUUUGGGCGCUUGAGGAGGUGAAGGAAGCCAUGCAGAGAAUCCAUGACAGAGGAAACAUAGGGAAGCUGAUUUUGGACGUGGAAAAGUCGCCCACGCCUUUGAUGGCCAAUGACAGCACAGAGACCAGUGAGGCAGGUGAGGAAGAAGAGGAGCAAGAGGGAGACAAUGAAAACAAAGAGCGAAUGCCCUUCAUUCAGUGAAGCCAGACUCCACCAGAGACUAUCAUGAACCUGUGCUGAGCUCCAUGUCAUUGUGAAACGUAUCUGUGCUGUGUGUGUGAGAUGUGUUCAGUCUAUUGUUUGUCUGUAACUUUGCCAGUUUGGGACAGUGCAGUCAAAAAUACAGCAAAACAUUAAGUGUGUUGUUUUACUGAAGUGCCAUUCUUAGUGCAGUGUUGAAUUGUUACAGUGUUUUAGACCAAAAUGUUAUUGUAGGAUUGACUUUUCGUGGAAGCUUUUUGCAGCCUUUGGGAUGUUUUAUUUGACCCCGUGAGUCUGUGGAUUGACAGAUGACUUCAGUCAAAGUCCAAAAUUAAAGCCUCUUAAGCACACUUAUCGCCGACAUUUUAUUUCCUCUUUGUCGUUACGUAUCAAGUGUGCUCGGCAAGACCGGUUUGUGCCACCAAGUCGUGUUUUACUGUAACUUCAGCAGCUCCAGCCACGUGAACAUUAGCGCCAAUCUCAUUGCUCAGCCAGUUUUCAACGUGGUGCAUCAAACCGAAAAAGGAGGCUUUUUUUUAAUUAAGCUUUUACGCCUCACGUUUUACGCAUUAGUGUGCACACACACACUCACAUCACGAGUCAUUAAACGUCAGCGAUAAGCACGAUCAUCGUCCCGGUGUGUAACAUUAUGAGGCUUUAUGUUGUUGUCACAACAAAGUUUAUUUAAUUUGAACCUCAUGCUUAAAAAUUUACUAAGUGAUUUGUUCACACUUAAAUCUUGUUAACUUGCAUAUUUAUUACAUUCACUAUACUCUUUGAAGCAGUGAGUAUUGUAAAAUUUACAGAUUGGCACUACUAGGGCCUUAUAAGUGUCUCACACCAACCUUUUUGUAAAGAAAAAGCGGGUCAAAGUGGAAAUACAUUUUUGUGCUAAUCAAUAUUAUGCCAGAAGUGCUAUAGAUUGAGCUGACCUUAGAAUACUCCUUUGCAUUGCCUAACGUGCAUUGCAUGUUUGUGAUGGGUGCAGUGAUGCUGUGAGUAACACACACAAAUGCAAAAAACUUAAAUAAAAUAAUUUUACCUAUAAGGACUUUUACAAAAGUAUUUUAUCCAGUUAAAUCAAUUCUUUAUUCAUGUGCCGAUGUGGCAGGUUGAUUUUGGACACCAGUUGCAGUGCUACUGAUGCAUUUGUGUGUGUUUCCCGACUGUUCUGGAGGUGAGUGAGAGUGUGAGACUGUGUUUAUGACUGAAACGGAUGGAGAAGGUAAAGCUGCAGCUCAUUGUUGUCAUGCGGUUGACUGUGUGCGGUGCACAUUUUUAGCGUGGCACUGUUUAUCUGUUCAGAGCAUCUGCGUUACCCUUGGUACUAUAUGUAAUGUAGUCCCUAUAGAAUUAUGCAUUACCUUAAAAUUGAAAUUCUGUCAUAAUUUACUACCCUCACGUCAUUCCAGAUCCGUAAAACUUACUUUCUUCUAUGGAACAGAAUUGGAGAUAUUUCGCAGAUUGUUCAUGCUGCAUUUUUCCAUACAGUGGACCGGUGGCGAGUAAACAAUGGCUAAAAGCUUUCGUUUUGGAUGAGCUUUCCCAGUAAAUCAUCAGUAAAUGAUCUGAUGUUAAGUAUCAUCUUGAUCAUCUUUUCAAACUAGUCGCCAACAGUAAACAAACAAACAAAUAAAUAAAAUACUUCUUAGUGCCUGAGGGCCAGAAGGCUUGUCAGUUUUUCUUUUUGUAUUUCAUGGAGAAUAGACACUUGGAUGUCAAAGAUAUCAAUGAUUUAAAAUCUUUCUGGCCUACAUAUACCUCACAAAGGAAAACUGUGGUUGUGUUUUUGAGUUUUAUUAGUUGUGUUUAUGUCUUGGUGCUUGUGUAUGCUAUGUUUCCUCCACAAACUGUUUUUAUUCAUCUUUUCCUUGAUAAUUAAACUAGCUGGCUUUAUAGAGGAUAUAUACAAAACAGCCAGUCUGAUAGUAAUUGAUCAUGACUUUUUGAGUUGUGUUUCUUUACAUUAAAAGAAUAGUUUAUAAAAAUAAAAGAUGAAGAUAAAGAUUAAUUUGUUUCUUCAUUGUAACAGAUUUGGAGAAAUUUAGCAUAACAUCACUUGCUCAGCAGUGAAUGGGUGCCGUCAGAAUGAAAGUCCAGCUGAUAAAAACAUCAGGAUAAUCUACAAGUAAUCCUAUCCUAUCAAAGUCUAUCAGGUGAAGUGAAAAGCUAUGUGUUUGUAAGGAAGAAAAUUGUCUUUAAGAUGUUGUAACUUUAAACCAUCAACAUUGGCCAAAAAAAUGUAACAAUACGUUUAUAUUUACAUUCAAUCGUUUAGCAGACGCUUUUAUCCAAAGCGACUUACAAAUGAGAACAAUAGAAGCAAUCAAAAUACAAAAACAAAACAAUGCAAAAUUGUUGACUUUUUACAAACAUACAGUUUUUAGUUAAUGGACUGGCGUCAUGUGGAUUACUUGUAGAUUAUUAUGAUGUUUUUAUCAGCUGUUUAGACUCUCAUACUGAUGGCACCCAUUCACUGCAGAGGAUCUACUUAUGAGGAAGUGAUGUAAUCUGUUACGAUGAAGAAACAAACUCAUCUUCAUCUUGGAUGGCCUGAGGGUAAAUACGUUUUUAGCUAAUUUUCAUUUUGGGGUGAACUGUUCCUUUAAGCAAGAAUGGAAUGACUGAAAUAAUCACCCACUUUCUAAUUAGGCCCUACACCUUUUUUGAGAUUUGUUUUAAAGACUUGAAGCACUACAUUUCUGAUGUGUUAGUAGCUCAAGACACACAAAAGCAUAUUGUUGCCUUGUAGUUUUAAUUUGUAGAUGUGCUUUUAUGUUGUGGUAGAUUGCAAACACGUGAAAUCUGAAGCGUUUCUGUGGAGUAUGAUUUGGUCUUUAUGCCAUUAAAAUGCUGUUAUGCACAUGGACCUAAUAAC